GCACGAUCGAACUCAACAGUUUAACAAAGGUCAUAGCAACAAUCUCGGUGUCAAACAUGGAAGGCGGAGAGUUCAAGGCAUCCCAACUGGGAACAAAGCAAUACUGGGAUUCCAUGUAUGUUCGCGAAAAUGUCAACUUUGAAGAAAUUGGCGACAUUGGCGAAGUUUGGUUUGGCGAAGACAGCGUGGAAAAGAUGGUAGACUGGGUGACAGACAACAUUGAACCAAAUACCAAAUCAAUCAUUGAUCUAGGAUGCGGCAAUGGGCACCUUCUUUUGGCCUUGGCAGAAAACGGCUUCCAAAAUCUUUAUGGUAUUGAUUACUCGCCUUCCGCAGUUCAAUUGGCUAAAUCAGUGGCAAAGCAGAGAGAUAUGGAGUACAUUCAGUACCAGACAGUGGACUUUCUUAAUGAAGAUGACUGGAGACAGUCAGCUGUCUACGAUAUAGUAUUGGAUAAGGGUACAUAUGAUGCUAUUUGCUUAGAUCCUGCUCAGGAAGAAGCCAAGCAGAAAGGAGAAGAAGGACCAAAAGAGCGUUAUGUUGAAAAGGUGCGACAAAUGAUGGGAACUGAAGGCAGUUUUCUGAUCACUAGCUGCAAUUGGACUCGAGAAGAAUUGAUUCGAGAUUUCGGAAAGUAUUUUGAGUACUCCUCACAUGUCAAAUACCCAACAUUUUCAUUUGGCGGCCAGACUGGUUCCAAGAUAUGUACAGUAGCGUUCACCCCUAAAUAAUAAUAAUAAAUCAAACAAGAUAUAGAUUAGUACAACAGUUUUUAAAUAAGGCAUAAAAAUUUUAAGAGUCUACCGGACAAUCAAUGUUAGGGC
Molecule: messenger RNA, 824 nt
Organism: Umbelopsis ramanniana AG
Lineage: Eukaryota; Fungi; Mucoromycota; Umbelopsidomycetes; Umbelopsidales; Umbelopsidaceae
Exons: 5
Coding region: 57-731 (224 amino acids)
Biological process (GO): peptidyl-lysine monomethylation; peptidyl-lysine dimethylation
Cellular component (GO): cytoplasm
Molecular function (GO): protein-lysine N-methyltransferase activity
Source: RefSeq, a predicted model, not a curated record